Vairimorpha ceranae is the source of this 1413-nucleotide messenger RNA. RefSeq names its product putative methyltransferase. Gene Ontology annotation, cellular component: cytoplasm; nucleus. The coding region runs from base 1 to 1413 and encodes 470 amino acids. Gene Ontology annotation, biological process: tRNA methylation. The record is from RefSeq and is a predicted model, not a curated record. Gene Ontology annotation, molecular function: tRNA binding; tRNA (cytidine-N5)-methyltransferase activity. The transcript has a single exon. NCBI's taxonomy places the organism in Eukaryota, Fungi, Microsporidia, Nosematidae.
AUGGGCCGUGAAGAAUUUAUAAGUUUUUAUAAGCCACUGCUUAAUUUUACAGAUGAUGAAUGGACAAGAUUUAUAAAUACAAUGGAAUCAAGAUUACCGUCUGCUCUACGUAUAACUAAUACUAAAUUUAAAAAUAAAAUUGAAAUUUUUUUUUUAAAAGAAAAACUUAUUUCUAAAAAUAAAUUUUUUAGAGAUGUGUACGAUACAGUACAUAAAGGAACAAGUCAUAAAGAUUUUAUUAUUAAUCAGACCAGUGUAGGACACAUACAAAAACAAGAGAUUGUAAGUAUGUUACCAGUUCUUCUUAUGGGCCUUAAAGAGAAUCACUCUGUUUUAGAUAUGUGUGCGGCGCCUGGUUCAAAAACGAAACAAUUACUAGAGAAGGCUUCUCUGGUAGUAGCGAAUGACUGCAGCAGUAAGCGAUUAAAUAUACUGAUAUCGGAAACUUGUAAAAUUCCUCAUGCAUCGUAUUUAGUUGUAAAACACGAUGCGUCGGCUUUGCCUGUUUUUAAAACUGAUUUCGAUCGUGUGUUGUGUGAUGUGCCAUGUUCGGGCGACGGCACUGCACGAAAAAAUCCUCAAAUUCUCAACAAUUGGAAUAUUGGUAGUGCUGCAAAUUUAUCAAAUUUACAGUACAGAAUUCUUAAACAUGCUAUUAAUUUUGUUAAAAGUGAUGGUCUUAUUAUUUAUAGCACUUGUUCGUUAAAUCCUAUAGAAAACGAACAGGUAGUAUUAAAAGCCAUUAUGCAAGAUGAUCUUGAGAUAGUAGAUCUUAGAAAAUUUAUAGACCAUAACAUUAGUAAAGACUUUGUUAUGAGAGAUGGAAUAAUAAUUAAAGAUGAAAAUGGUUUAAGAACAAAUUUUGAAGAUUUAAAAAAGUGUAUUAGGAUUUAUCCCCAUGAUAAUGACACAGGUGGGUUUUUUAUUGUAGGUCUUAAGAAAAAAAGCGUACAAGAAAAAGACUUUAGGCCUAAAAUAUGCAAAAAUAAUUUUUGUGAAAUAACUGACGAAUGUCGCAGUAAACUUGAGAAAGAAUAUUCCUUGGAGAAAAAAACACUAAUUUGCAGAGGUAAAAAUAUGAAUACGAUUUAUGAAACUACACCUGAAAUUUUAAGUACUAUUAAUAAUAGUAAGUUAAAUAUCAUGCACGUAGGUUAUAAAAUAUUUGAACAAUGUAAUUUGAACUUGUCUGGUUAUAGAAUGAAAAAUGUGUUUAAUAAGAAUUUUGAUGUAGAGAUUUCUGGAAGUGAACCGAUUAGAGCUAAAAUGGUGUAUAAAGAAUUUAGAAAGGGGAGUGUUGUAGUUAGGUUGGUAGAUUUUGAUGUGCUUAUAGGAGGUUUUUCCUAUGGAAACAAGAUUAGUUUGUAUAUAUCUAAUAACUUACAAAAAGCUUUAUUAGAUUUUUUUAAUUGA